GUUUCGAAAAAAACAAGCAUCAUACCAACUAACAAUCAAAAUGGGUAAGGAAAAGUCACACAUUAACGUUGUCGUCAUUGGUCACGUCGACGCUGGUAAGUCAACUACUACUGGUCACUUGAUCUACAAGUGUGGUGGUAUUGAUAAGAGAGUCAUUGAAAAGUUCGAAAAGGAAGCUGCUGAAAUGGGUAAAUCCUCAUUCAAGUAUGCUUGGGUUUUGGACAAGUUGAAGGCUGAAAGAGAAAGAGGUAUCACUAUUGAUAUUGCUCUCUGGAAGUUCGAAUCUAAGAAGUACGUCUUCACCAUCAUUGAUGCUCCAGGUCACAGAGAUUUCAUUAAGAACAUGAUUACUGGUACCUCCCAAGCUGACGUUGCUAUCUUGGUUGUUGACUCAACUAACGGUGGUUUCGAAGCUGGUUUCUCCAAGGAUGGUCAAACUAGAGAACACGCUUUGCUCGCCUACACUUUGGGUAUUAAGCAAAUGAUUGUCUGUAUGAACAAGUUCGAUGAUGAAUCUGUCAAAUACUCUGAUAAGAGAUAUGAAGAAAUCAAGUCUGAAGUUGGUAGAUACUUGAAGUCUUUGGGUUUCCAAACUGAAGAAGGUAAGCCAAACUGUGUCCAAUUCGUCCCAAUUUCUGGUUGGACUGGUGACAACAUGAUUGAAAAGUCUGACAAGAUGCCAUGGUACAAGGGACCAUGUCUUUUGGAUGCUUUGGAUAACUUGGUUGAACCUGUUAGACCAACUGAUAAGCCAUUGAGAUUGCCACUCCAAGAUGUUUACAAGAUUGGUGGUAUUGGUACUGUCCCAGUCGGUAGAGUUGAAACUGGUAAAUUGAAGCCAGGUAUGGUUGUUCACUUUGCUCCAGGUCAAGCUGCUGAUACUGAAGUUAAGUCUGUCGAAAUGCAUCACACUUCUGUCCCAGAAGCUGGUCCAGGUGACAAUGUUGGUUUCAACGUUAAGGGUUUGUCCACCACUGAUAUUAAGAGAGGUUAUGUUGCUUCUGAUGCUAAGAAUGAUCCAUCCAGAGAAGCUGUUUCUUUCAAUGCUCAAGUUAUUAUCAUGAAUCACCCUGGUGAAAUCAGAAACGGUUACACUCCAGUUUUGGAUUGUCACACCUCCCACAUUGCUUGCAAGUUCGAAACUAUCAUUGAAAAGAUUGAUAGAAGAUCUGGUAAGACUCAAGAAGCUAACCCAGAAAAGAUCAAGAAGGGUGACUCUGCUAUCGUCAAGAUUGUUCCAACCAAGCCAAUGUGUGUUGAAGGUUUCGUUGAAUAUCCACCUUUGGGUAGAUUCGCUGUCAGAGACAUGAAGCAAACUGUCGCUGUCGGUGUUAUUAAGUCUGUUGAAAAGAAGGAACCUUCCAAGAAGUAAAUUUUUUGAACGGCUUACUAAUAAAAUCCAAAUAGUGAUAAAAAAAUUUCUAAAAAA
This is a messenger RNA of Naegleria gruberi, 1429 nucleotides long. RefSeq lists its product as uncharacterized. Lineage: Eukaryota; Heterolobosea; Eutetramitea; Acrasida; Naegleriidae. The transcript has a single exon. The record is from RefSeq and is a predicted model, not a curated record. Gene Ontology annotation, biological process: translation; translational elongation. The coding region runs from base 41 to 1372 and encodes 443 amino acids. Gene Ontology annotation, molecular function: translation elongation factor activity; GTPase activity; GTP binding.